UGAAGAACAUAUGAUUAAGUCUGCACUGCGUUUAUUUUAUUUUCAGAUUUGAAUAUAUAAGUUAUUACAAGUGGUGUAUGGUUACAGUGUUGAAUAAAAGAGGCAUUUGCGUAGAGAGGAUUUGAUCACUAAUUGUUAAAAACUUGGACUUUGCAUUGAAUUUGGAAUACGCUGAGUAAAAUGAUGUCUCACACACGCUAAAUAUGACAUAUUUCUUAUAAGCAUAAUAAUAAUAAUUAUAAUAAUGGUAAUAUAGAGCUCAAAACGCACAAUGAUACUACUAAGUUACGAGCAUUCCAUUAUUUUUUUUGGGGCUAACAAUCAGGUGUGGAAACUGACAUUGAUUAAAUUACAUUUAAAACUACUAUUAGAUAAUAGUAAUAAAUGUACACUAAUCUUAAAAUGAUUAUUCGUUUUAUCCAGUAACUUGAUGGUAUGAAAAAGGUCCUUUUCAAAAAAUUUCUUUUCAAAUGUUCACACGAUCUUAUCAAAUGGUUGUUUUUUAUCUUAAGAAUACCAUGCUUUUAAACAUUGAAUUCUCGCACAGUAAAACUCUUUCUCACAAUUGGUAUUGUGAUUUACUCAUUACAUGAAAUUGAGGCCGGUUUUUAUAACAAUAAUCUUUAGAGAUUAUUUUUAUUUUUUAUUCUUAUAUAAAUUCUUAUAAACUAUUAAUGCCAUGAUCUUUUGUUGAUUUUUUAUUUAUUUCUGAUGGAACGUAAUAAAUUCCCGUCAAUCUUUUUCUUUUUUUUUUUUUGUUCUCAUCGAAUCGUCCUUUUUACUUUAAUUGUUGUUGAUUCUUAAUGAUAUUUAAUAUUGUUUUUCUUUAAUAUAUUCAUUCAAAUUAUAUAUCAGGUUUAUGUUACUUGCAAUGGGAUUACUGUUUUUGUUGCAAAAGUAGAUGGUCAUGAAUACACUCUAAGAAAUUCUUAAAAGUUUAAUCUACACAAGAUACAUGAUAUUGUUGUUUUUUUUUGGUGUGAGUAUGAACACCCACUUUUUAAAAAAUAUUUUUUAUUUUUUUUUUUCAAUCCUUUUUAUGUAUUUUUUUUGGCCUUCUUUUCCAGCAAAACAUAUAUCUUCCCAGUAAUAUGUCUCGAUUAUGAUAAUUACGAAUUAUUAAAAUGUUAUAAUUUUUUUUUUUGUUAGUAGACACACCGAGCAUUUUCAUGAUUCUAUCUAUGCACAAACGUGUAAUUUUUUAAAUACUUUAUUAACCACAUAAGCAAUAUUAUUCGAUGUUUAGAUAUUAUGUUUAAAAGCUGGUUUUUUUUAUACUCAUCAUAUCAAAAACUACCCUCUUUUAACUUUUUAUCAUUUUCAAAAUUAUUUUUUCUCUCCAUGAAACACUUAAAAUCAUCAUAACUCUCCCUCUAACAUUUAUGCUUUCAGAGACUGACAAAAAUUUAAGAUUAAAGUCGUCAGAGUACCAUUUUGGACUGCGUGAAUCAUGGUGACAAACAAUUCACGGAUUUAUUAUUAGUCAAAUGGUUCACGAAUCUUAAAUAUUUCCUUCAAUAUGCUCCACCUACGGAUAAUCUAUUUAAAGUUGGUUCUUUCGCAUCUGAUUCUUAGUUUUUGAAGAACCUACAAGCAGCUCACUACUUUCACAUCUUUACCACAUAAUGUCGGUGGUACCGCUUUUUUUUCACAAUUGGUGGGAUGACUUCGAUCGCCCUAUCUCUAGACUUAUCGAUCAACAUUUUGGGAGCGGUUUAACUCGAGACGACUUAUUCUCUGAUAUUUCAUCAUGGAGCUUCAAUAGACCUCGUUCUUUAUUCUCGACUCCGUCUUACUAUCGGCCGUGGCGAACACUCGCGACCACUAAAUCUGGAGGUGUAAGCACUAUCCAGUGUGAUCAGAAUAAAUUUGAAGUGAUACUAGACGUUCAACAAUUCUCGCCAGAUGAAAUAAUUGUCAAAACAGUUGACAACAAUAUUAUAGUGGAGGCGAAACACGAAGAAAGAAAGGACGAGCACGGAUUUAUCACCAGGCACUUUAUCAGAAGAUAUAUUCUUCCCUCGUCUCACGACCCACUGCAAGUUACCUCGAGUCUUUCUUCUGAUGGAGUUCUCACUAUUACGGCGCCAAAAAAGAGGUUAACGCCAUCUUCGAAUGAGAGAAUCGUCAACAUUGUUAAGAUUGGAGAACCGGUAUCGAAGCCUGAAGCAGUGAAAACCGAAGAAACACACCGUAUAAUCACGACCGAAGAAAACUAAACAAUUAAUUU
Chelonus insularis is the source of this 2230-nucleotide messenger RNA. Its product is annotated as protein lethal(2)essential for life-like. Lineage: Eukaryota; Metazoa; Arthropoda; Insecta; Hymenoptera; Braconidae. The record is from RefSeq and is a predicted model, not a curated record. Bases 1626 to 2219 code for a protein of 197 amino acids. Gene Ontology annotation, cellular component: nucleus; cytoplasm. Gene Ontology annotation, biological process: protein refolding; response to heat. The transcript has 4 exons.